This is a messenger RNA of Clunio marinus, 249 nucleotides long. Lineage: Eukaryota; Metazoa; Arthropoda; Insecta; Diptera; Chironomidae. The record is from the annotation of a GenBank genome assembly.
AUGGAUUUGCAAACACACUUGACAUUACAGCCAUUCUUCAAAAAGCAUUUGAGUUUGCUGACGCUUUUUCCAGUCGAGCAUGGAGAAGAAAUUCAUGUUCAAGUGGCUCUUUUUUUUCGAAGAAGCUCUCAGCACUUCUUCAACGGCAUGAUUUUCCCAUUUUCAUUUACGCCUUCAUUCUUCAUGCUCACAAUCGUCUAUGGUGCAAUUUUGAGAAUCGAUUUUCAACAAGCACAAAACAUUAUUUAA